This is a messenger RNA of Haemonchus placei, 603 nucleotides long. NCBI's taxonomy places the organism in Eukaryota, Metazoa, Nematoda, Chromadorea, Rhabditida, Trichostrongylidae. The record is from the annotation of a GenBank genome assembly.
AUGGAAAGGUUUGUAGAUUACCUAUACGAUGUCGACUUUGUUCUAAUUGUUUCCGUAUUCGGGCGUGGUUGUGUAGGAGAGAUGUUAGCUUAUGCUCAUCAUUGUGCCCUCGAUCCUUACACUAAUAGGCCGAUAGCAGGUCACGUGAACUUCUGUCCGGCAGCCUUGAAGAGCAUGAAAUCAAUCGAGUUUUCGCAUGGAAUGAACACCGUCAAGCACGAACUCACCCAUGCUUUCGUGUUCGCCCCGCCUCUCUAUCCAUACUUUCCCGGAGCUGGACCACCUCAACGGGAUGGAAAGGUGAACCUUAUUCCUAACGUCGCGCAACGAUUCACCCGUGUCGACUGGGAAACUUCAAAAGGACCGAUGGAACAUGAUGUCUACAUGAUAACCACACCGAAGGUGCGAGAAGAAGCUCGACGGCACUUCAAUUGUUCGACACUGGAGGGAGCCGAAGUUGAAAAUCAUGGUCCACCUGCAACGAUUUUCGCACACUGGGAGAAGCGUGUAUUUGAGGUCGGUUAUUUUCAAAAAAUAUCCCGAAAUGUUGUGCUGAUCGAGGUCGGAAUAAAGGAGGAGAUGUGGGAAAUAGGAGACGAAUAG